AUUAACCAGUUAAAGAAAGCUUUACAAGAAUUAAUUCCCACAAAAUACAUUGCGUUACAUGGCAUGAAAGGAUUUGGAAAAUCAUCUCUAGUUGCCAGUACUCUCAAGGACGUAAAAUUAGUGAAACAUUUAUUUUCUAAUCAGGUCUACUGGAUUAAAUUUGCAGAUGAUGUUUCACUUGAUGAAGAAAUAUUAAUUCAAUUAAACACACUUUAUUAUGAUGUGAGAAAUUUAGAAAUUCAACCAGAAUUGUUUACUUCACUUGAGAGAAAUUCUCUGAUCCAAUAUUUGAAAUGUUAUUUUAAUAAAAAAGAAAAUUGCAAUGCUUUAUUGAUUCUCGAUGAUGUUCAUAAUGAACAAAUUAUUAACACUUUUGACUUCCAAUGUAAAACUCUAGUUCUUACUGAUAACAUCGAUGUUGUAUUGGAGAAAAGACCUAAGAUAAUAGAG
Messenger RNA from Trachymyrmex cornetzi, 450 nucleotides. RefSeq names its product apoptotic protease-activating factor 1-like. The annotation marks the transcript as partial. The record is from RefSeq and is a predicted model, not a curated record. Gene Ontology annotation, molecular function: ADP binding. Lineage: Eukaryota; Metazoa; Arthropoda; Insecta; Hymenoptera; Formicidae. The transcript is spliced from 2 exons.